This is a messenger RNA of Fusarium keratoplasticum, 1479 nucleotides long. Its product is annotated as MFS domain-containing protein. The record is from RefSeq and is a predicted model, not a curated record. The coding region runs from base 1 to 1479 and encodes 492 amino acids. Gene Ontology annotation, biological process: transmembrane transport. Lineage: Eukaryota; Fungi; Ascomycota; Sordariomycetes; Hypocreales; Nectriaceae. Gene Ontology annotation, molecular function: transmembrane transporter activity. The transcript is spliced from 2 exons.
AUGGCUACCAGAACAAAGAACGCCUUGAACAACCAGGUCCCAGCUGGGGCUGAACUGACUGCCAUGUCCCCCGUUCAACCAGAUCCAUAUCUCGUUGCCUUCGAUGACCAGGAUAGCGAGAACCCCAAGAACUGGCCAGAAAGACGGAAGUGGACUGUAACCAAUGUCCUCUCGGUAACUGGCUUCAAUCGAAUCCUCGUGUCAACUGUCAUGGCCCCUGCACUGUCCUUGAUUGCAGUCGAUUUGGAGAUGAACUCGACUGAGGCUAUGAUGGCCUUGAGCAUCUACUUGCUGGCAACUGCUUUCGGCCCGCUUGUGAUCGGACCAUUGUCCGAAGUCUACGGCCGCCAGGUGAUCUUGCACGCGUCCAACAUAUGGUUCUUGGUCUGGAACAUCGCUUGUGGCUUUGCAAGCUCCAAGGAGCUGCUCAUUGCUGCCCGGUUCUUAGCCGGCUUCGGAGCCAGCGCUAUAUACGCACUUGGAGGUGGAGUCCUGGGUGAUAUAUGGCGCCCAGAGGAGCGUGGGAGGUCUCUUGGGUGGUUUCUUCUGGUUCCUCUGCUGGGAGCCGCAGUAGGCCCAAUCGUUGGUGGCUUCAUGACAUAUCGCGUCUCUUGGAGAUGGAUGUUCUGGUCAACAUCCAUCUUUCAAUUUGCCAUGGUUGUCGUCUCACUGACCAGCUUCCGCGAGACGUUUGCCCCAGCAAUUCUUAAAAAACGAGCCAAGAAGCUGCGCAAAGAAACAGGUGCUCCAUACUACACACAAGAAGAGCGGCACCGAAGCCAAUCAAAUCUCGCUAUUAUUCUUGGCCAAGCUUUGAGCCGCCCGCUACGGCUUCUUGCCUUCCAUCCAAUCAUCCAAGUAUCAUCCAUCAUCUCUGCCAUCAGCUAUGGGCUUCUGUACAUUGUUCUUGCGAGUUUCGCCGACCUUUGGAUCCAUCAUUACCAUCAGUCCGUGGAGAUCAGUGGCCUCCACUACAUUUCUUGCAUGCUUGGAGAACUCGCUGGGUCUCAGCUUGCUGGGCCUUUGAUGGACUAUUCGUUCCGCAGAAUGGAACGCCGUGCCGAUGGACAACCUGUUCCUGAACAUCGCAUCCCCCUCAUACUGCCUGGUGCUAUUCUGGCCCCCUUUGGCUUCAUUAUCUAUGGGUGGUGUGCUCAGUACAAGGUUCACUGGGCUUGGGUCGAUGUUGGCAUGUUUUUCACAACCUUUGGCAUGCAGAUUGCAGGCAUGCCCAUGCAGGCAUACACGAUCGAUGCUUAUCCGGAUCAUACAUCCAGUGCCAUGGCGGCAACACAGUUCCUCAGAAGCUUGACUGCAUUCUUGUUCCCCCUGUUUACCCCAAAGAUGUACUCGGUUCUGGGUUACGGAUGGGGAAACAACACUAUGGCUUUGGCAAGACUCUUCUUUGGAAUUCCAGCACCACUUCUCAUGUGGAGGUAUGGGGCGAGGUUGCGGGCAAGGGCAACAUCGAGCUUCUAG